Messenger RNA from Vitis vinifera (wine grape), 2637 nucleotides. RefSeq lists its product as uncharacterized. Gene Ontology annotation, biological process: tRNA pseudouridine synthesis. The transcript has 15 exons. Lineage: Eukaryota; Viridiplantae; Streptophyta; Magnoliopsida; Vitales; Vitaceae. The record is from RefSeq and is a predicted model, not a curated record. Bases 155 to 1891 code for a protein of 578 amino acids. Gene Ontology annotation, molecular function: RNA binding; pseudouridine synthase activity.
CAAAUGACCUAUGAGAAAUGAAACCGGUGCAAAAUGAGUGCUCAGUAGGGUUUUGAUUCACGGGUAAAAUUCAAAAAGUAAGAUUACAAGAAUAUUUCUUUCCCUCACUUCUUAGACCGCAGAGAUUGCCGCCACUCGUAAAAGGCGUUUCCAAAUGCAUCAUGAAACCGAAGAUGCGCAUGCUAGCAACGGCCAUGAGGCGGUGGCGAAAGUUAGCUCCGCCGCCGAGGACCGGCGGAUGAUCGCCGGCGAAGAUGAUAUGCGAAUUCUGAACGAUGCCGUCAGUAAAGUAUCUCCGCACGCGGUGAAGGAUUUGUUGUCUCUCGGGAUAUGCAUUGGAUGCAUCUUUCGGCUAUCUGGGGUUCGUGGGCAUAUUUUUUCUUGCCCCUCACUCUUGCUGUCAAUCUUACAUCCAGUGAUUGGUGAACCAACAGAUUCAAGCACACAUCGAUACACUGGAAUUGGAGGAAAUGAAGACUCUGGUGCUGCCCAUUCUUCUCAAGAAUCAGAAUGUGAGCCAGUGAUUUGCAGCAUUUGUUUAGGUGUUUUGCAGUUCACUUAUUUUGAUGACAAAAAAAUGUUGGUGAAAAAGGAUUCUGCUGAUGAGUUAGCUGUGUCAAUUGCUAACCUGGUAAAGAAAGAGGGCCAUGAGUUUGAUAACUUCUCUCUGGAAGUCUCUAUACCACCUGUUAUCGCGGAAAAUGAACAUGUAGUCUUGUUGUAUAUGAAGAAGAAGUAUGGAUCUGAACUGUGGUUCCAAGAAAAGUUUCUAUCUGAGAGGAUUUCUGCCAAGGAUGCCUUAAAAUUAUCUUUAUGUAAUCCCCUUGAAAAAUUAUUGGAUGUUAAAUCUUCUGGUUCAAGCACUUUCCGCAUCCGUUUGACAUAUGCUCAACCCAGAGCAUCAGGAAAGAACCAAAAUAUCACGGAGAGGAGCCAGGGAUGCAAAAGAAGGAGAACAGGCACUGAGAACAUCUUCAGUACUGUUCAUGGGUCCGUGGUUGAUGGCAUAGAGUGCUCAGAUAUUUCUACCAGCGAAGCAGAUGCAGGAAUUAGAAAGCCUUCUGAUGGUCUGCAAGAUAACGAAAAUUCUGACUGCUUCAAAUUCCCACUAGAGAAGGUCAACCAACCAUGCCAUUUGGCAUUUCUUUGCUACAGGACACACAUCUACAUUGGUGGGAGAUACCUAAAGUACUCAAGAAAUGUGAGUCAAACACGUUGGAUCAUUGAUGAUGAAAGAAUGGGUGAAGCAUCUGUUGAGGAAAUAAUAGGUGGCAACAUUCUUCCCAUGUGUCUGGGUGAUAAUUACAAGUUCCAUGCUGCUGGUAGAGAGGAUAUCAAUGUCCGGAUGUUGGGUUCAGGCCGUCCUUUUCUUGUUGAGAUACAAAAUUCUCGCCAUGUCCCAUCUGAGGCACUCAUAAAAGAAAUAGAAGUGAAGAUAAAUAACUUGGAAAAUAAAUUAGUUAGGGUAAAAAAUCUUAAACUGGUAGACAGCCAUGGGUGGAGCCUAAUGCAAGAAGGAGAGGAAGAGAAGCAGAAGCAAUAUGCUGCACUAGUAUGGAUUGAUCGCCCUCUAAAAGAUGAAGACAUGCAGGCUAUAUCUUCACUGAAAGACAAGAAAAUUUUGCAGAGAACUCCAAUAAGGGUGCUUCACCGACGAAGUCCAUUAGAACGUGAAAAGAUUAUACAUUGGAUGAAAAUUGAAAAGAUUGCUGGCAGUUCUCAAUAUUUUCUUUUGCACCUAUGUACCCAGGCUGGAACAUAUAUCAAGGAAUUUGUUCACGGUGAUCUUGGACGCACCCAUCCUAGUGUUGGUUCCAUUCUAGGUUGCCGAGCUGAGAUCCUUCAACUUGAUGUUACAGAGGUGAAAAUGGACUGUUUUCUGGAUGAAUGAGAUGAGAUGAGAUUCUCCAGUAUUAGCUUUGGCUUGCCUUUGACGUGAGGUUUAUAAUUUCAAGCAUGCCCUUUACAUUGCAUGGCAUGGAAAUUAUUUUUCUGUUAUGGAUUUAAGCCCUCCCAACCAAUCCAUUAGGUUGGCCUCGGCUACUUUACAUGGCUUUCUGCAACUGACCAAAAGUGACUCAAAGUUGUGCUGCUUUGAUUUUUCCCGGGUUUGAAAAGAAAAAUAGUGCUAGCUUUCUUCCCCGCGAACAUGUGCGACUGAGUUGUGGUUAUAUAAUUUCAGUUACACACUGGUCCUCACCUAUUGCAAUUGAUGCCUUUAAACGCCCGGGGAAACUGCUCUUCCAAACACAGUUCAUGAUGCAGGAAGUUGUCGGUUUGCAUUUGUUUUGGUCCUCUUAUGCGACUAAUCCAUAAAUUUUGUUAUCCUUGCCUCUAAAUUUCGUUGGCCUAUUAUUAUAAAUUAUGUUUUAUGUUUCCUUUCAGCGGUUUGACAGUUGGCUGGAUAUUAGAAUAAUAAGGUAUGUUUGUAAUAAAAGGCUAGCUCUCGGUUAGAGUUAGUUCAAAAAGACCCGUUUCUGUUUUUUUUUUUUUUUCCUUUUCUGCUAUUUGAUAAGCAGAGAGGAUUAUAGGUUGUUGUGGUCUUGAGUUGCCAUAUAUGGCCAUACCCUCUGUUUUGAAAACAGAGCUCAAUUUUCAACUUUGUAAUAUGGUAUCAGAGUAGAUUUCUUCUGUUAA